Homarus americanus (American lobster) is the source of this 1632-nucleotide messenger RNA. RefSeq names its product zinc transporter ZIP1-like. Gene Ontology annotation, biological process: zinc ion transmembrane transport. Lineage: Eukaryota; Metazoa; Arthropoda; Malacostraca; Decapoda; Nephropidae. The transcript is spliced from 8 exons. The record is from RefSeq and is a predicted model, not a curated record. Bases 213 to 1325 code for a protein of 370 amino acids. Gene Ontology annotation, cellular component: plasma membrane. Gene Ontology annotation, molecular function: zinc ion transmembrane transporter activity.
UGAUUGUGGCUCCCAGAUCUGUAAUAACUAGUGUGGUGAAGUGGAGAGUAAAUAGUUAUAAUGUGGUAAUGUUACUGUACGUGUAUCUCCUGUCAAUAAGAUAAUACUAUGACAUUAUCAAGGCCAUUACAAGGAGACCAUUUCUUAUUUGUGUGUUCAGGGGUACACAUCACCUGUCUGCUCUACUUGAAGGAACGAGAACACCGGAGAAAAUGUGGAACAUCGUAACAAUCAAGGGCAUCAUCCUUGUGGUGAUGUUUCUUAUCACCUUUGUGUGUUCCAUGUUACCCAUUAUGUUUGUUAAGCACAUCAGGGAAACACACGACUCGAACCGUCGCUCCAGGUACCAGACAUUGCUGAGCCUCAUGUCCUGUUCUGCCGGAGGAGUCUUCAUGGGGACGUGCAUCAUGGACCUGUUCCCAGAUGUGCAGGAACAGCUGGAUGUUCUCAUGGAUCAGAGCUUUGUGAUGAGUUCUUUCCCCGUCGCCGAGUUCAUCGUCGUUUUCGGCUUCCUCCUCGUACUCGCCAUGGAACAGAUUGUACUGGACUAUAAGGAAACCAGUUUACUCCGAGGCCCACCUGAAGCACAGUCCCUGUUAAGUGAACCAAACGAGAGGAGACGCAACCUCCAGCAACAGCACAGCCUCAGUGGCAUCUCUGACCAGCCUGACCUCACUGCAUCAAUAAGAAGUGAAACUGGUUCAUUAGGAGGUUCACAUCAUGGGUAUGGAACAGCAGCUGAUGACUGUGAACCUGAGGAAGGUCAUGGACAUUCCCACCACCUCUUUGAUCACUCCAUCCACCACGAUAUUGCCUCCCACUCCUCCCUGCGCUCACUCCUACUGCUGUUUGCUCUCUCUCUCCAUUCUAUUUUCGAGGGGCUGGCAGUUGGCCUACAGGGCAGUAUCGAUGAUGUGGUCGGGUUGUUCCUGGUGGUGAUCUUCCAUAAAGGUAUCAUAGCCUUCUCCCUCGGCCUCAACAUGGUGCAAUCCAAGCUCUCUGUGUCCCAGAUGCUGAUGGCCAAUAUGUUUUUCUGUGUGACUUCACCCCUGGGUGUGGGUAUUGGCAUGGGCAUUAUGGAGAUGCAGGCAUCUUUCACUACUGCUGCCAUAUCAGGAUCACUCCAGGGCAUUGCUUGUGGUACCUUCCUGUAUGUGACAUUCUUUGAGGUUCUACCUCACGAGAUGAACAAUGGUGAGAACAGGUUACUCAAGCUACUGUUCAUCAUCUUUGGUUUCUCAGCAGUGUGCGGUGUUCUCUACCUGGACCCAGACACACAACAUCCUCGCUGCUUUCGGCAGCCUAUACCCAUGACCCCAUCGUAAUGUACUUAUGUAUAUACCUUACCUUCAUCUGUCGUGGCACAACCUUGUUUCUGUAGUAAUGUAGCUAUAAUGGAUAGCCAUGAAUAAGGUCAGUCAAGUUGGUAGUUGAAAUACACAUUAUUAAAAAUGGGAUUUGUAUUUGAAAGUUGCUCUCUAAUUGAUCUGGGUUGAUUAACAGCUGUAGUGUUUUUGGCUGUGUAUAAAUACUCUUAAUUAUUCAGGGAACCUCUUGUAAUAUUAUAAAACUUUGGUAAAUAUGAGACAAAUUAUCAUAGAUCUUUUUUAUACUUAAAAUUUUUAUAACGUA